Dibothriocephalus latus is the source of this 345-nucleotide messenger RNA. NCBI's taxonomy places the organism in Eukaryota, Metazoa, Platyhelminthes, Cestoda, Diphyllobothriidea, Diphyllobothriidae. The record is from the annotation of a GenBank genome assembly.
AUGACGUACAAAAGGCCUAUCACAACCGCCACAAAGCAAAAUGACUCUAUUAAUAAAAUCCAGAAACAGACAUUACCACAGACCUUAGCAGAUGAAGAGGAAGGCUCAGUUGCAUUCGAUGCCUCGCUCACGGCUGCGGAAGAUUCAGCUGCCUGUAAGGAUUCGCUGGAUGUAAGCACAGGCCUCUGCGAACUUGACGUUUCACAUGACGUGGAAGAUAGCCCCGGAGACAGUGAGGUCAUAUUGUAUGGCAAAUCGGGAACGGUAGUACGAUUCGACAGAGAUAAGGGUUCGAAAGCCUUUGAGGAAUUGACGAAUGGCGCAAAAGAUUCGCCAGACAUCUGA